CAUAAAAGAAAGCCUUCCAUUUUUGAAACGCAGAAACGGGGUAUACAGGAGACAGUUGAGCAUCAUGUGGUCGACUAAGCUGUGUCGAGUACCUGUCGUAACUUUAGUAGGAUCAGUUGGAAAACAGUUCACAUUUCGUACAGCUCAGAAGCCUUGCACAUUUGUGAAAAUACAACAAUGUUCCCAAAGUACACGUACAUCAUUCACCAAAAGAGCACAAAAGAGGAUGUCAUUGAAGGAGACUACCAUGGCUCCAGCAGGAACCAAGGCAUUUCAGAUUGGAAAUGCUGUAGCAGCCGGGGCCUCUGUAGUGGGAAUUGGAGCCUUGUGUUUUUACGGACUGGGUUUGUCCAGUGAAGCAGGGGCUGUUGACAGAGCUAUAAUGUGGUCCCAGGAGGUGAGACAUCGUAUCAGAGCUACCUACAUGUACUUUGGUGGCAGCGUUGCACUAACAGCAUUGUCAGCCAUGGCUGUUGUACGAACCCCCGUCCUCAUGAACCUGGCGAUGAAGAACUCCUGGCUGGCAAUAGGGGCCUCUUUUGCUGCCAUGAUCGGCACAGGGAUGGUUUGUCGAUCCAUCCCCUACAAGGAGGGUUUCGGGGCCAAACAGCUGGCAUGGAUGCUGCAUAGUGGUGUGAUAGGAAUGGUGAUUGCCCCUAUAACACUGAUGGGUGGCCCAAUCCUUGUGAGGGCUGCAUGGUAUACUGCUGGAGUUGUGGGAGGACUUUCUGCACUUGCCAUGUGUGCGCCUAGUGAGAAGUUCCUCAACAUGGGAGCCCCUCUGACAAUUGGUCUUGGUCUGGUAGUGGUUUCCUCCCUUGGUACCAUGUUUUUCCCACCUGCUACGGCCCUAGGUGCAGGACUGUACUCCUUCAGUUUGUAUGGAGGGGUGGUCCUUUUCGGAAUGUUCUUGCUCUAUGACACACAGAAAAUCAUCAAAAAUGCUGAACACCACCCAUCCUACUCUCCUGUUCCUUACGAUCCUGUCAACCAAUCGAUUGGUAUCUACCUGGACACCAUCAACAUCUUCAUCCGACUGGCAAUGAUUCUUCAAGGUGGCAAGAAGAAGUAAAAAUGUGAUGAUUUUAAAAUGAGUGAAGUUGGUACCUUCAUAACUUGAAAUAAAGUGUGAUAAUUGAUAUUCCAUUGAAACACUGCAGAUGAGAAAGAGUACAUUUCAGCGGAGGAACCAAGCAUGUCUCCUGCUGGAAUUAUGAACAGGAGAGACAUCAAAGGCUCAGAAUGUUAUAAUUGAUGGAAUGAGGGACCUGGAAGAAUGCUUUUGGCUGACAAGACAGUUGUGAUAUAAUCACAGUAUUACAAUAUUCCACUCUAUUUCAGUUGUAUAAUUUAUUUAUAUAGGACAUGAGCUGAUGUGAGGACAUCAUUGUGUAAAUUUCAGGAGAGUAUCGAGAUGUAGAUACAGUCAAAUAGUAGUUAAUAUUCCUGGUAAUACCAUCUUAAGCCACCCUAUAGGCUUUAUAUUGCACAAGGAGAUAUAUAACAUUUUAGUCAAAGUAUCUAAUACUGGGUACAUUUACACCUGAUUUUCUUCGAUUGUAAUAAAUGUGUUAUUUUGUU
Molecule: messenger RNA, 1581 nt
Organism: Ylistrum balloti
Lineage: Eukaryota; Metazoa; Mollusca; Bivalvia; Pectinida; Pectinidae
Product: growth hormone-inducible transmembrane protein-like
Exons: 8
Coding region: 65-1072 (335 amino acids)
Cellular component (GO): mitochondrial inner membrane
Source: RefSeq, a predicted model, not a curated record